Thalassophryne amazonica is the source of this 2379-nucleotide messenger RNA. It is a transcript of the gene asnsd1, whose product is annotated as asparagine synthetase domain containing 1. The coding region runs from base 347 to 2200 and encodes 617 amino acids. The transcript is spliced from 7 exons. NCBI's taxonomy places the organism in Eukaryota, Metazoa, Chordata, Actinopteri, Batrachoidiformes, Batrachoididae. Gene Ontology annotation, molecular function: asparagine synthase (glutamine-hydrolyzing) activity. The record is from RefSeq and is a predicted model, not a curated record.
UUCAGUGUUUGAGCUAGUAGAAGUUUUCAUUUAAAUUUAUAUCAGCUCUGACUUGUCUGUAGCAGCGUUUAUUUUAUCCAAAAUGUCUUCAAAACUCCACGAUAUCGAUGCUAGUUUUGGCGGAACGACCUCACUUGAGGAGUUGAAUAAAAAGAUUAGUGAGCAGAAGGUUGUAGUAGACGAGCUUUCCAAUCUGAAGAAAAACAGGAAAGUCUACAUCCAGCAGCAGAACAGUAACAUUUUCUUCUUGGCUGAUAGAAGACAGACGUUGAGUUCAUGUAAAAAGGAGCUGGACAACUUGAAAAAAGACCUACAGGAUUCAUAAAGCCGGUCAUCCACCACAGCUAUGUGUGGCAUCUUCUGCCUGCUGAGCCUUUCGCCCACUCGCUUUGAGUGGGACAAAAGAGUUUAUGAACAUUUGAGAAGACGAGGACCCAGCUCAAGUCAGGAUCUCACAGUUACAGGCACAAAUAGCUGUUAUCAGUGUGUAUUCUCUGCUCACGUUCUCCACAUGCGAGGUCUCCUCACCCCUCAGCCUCUCCGCAGCACCACCGGAAACAUCCUGCUGUGGAACGGGGAGGUGUUUGGAGGCUUGCCGGUGAUGCCAGAAGAGAACGACUCUGCUGUUGUCUUUGAGCGGUUGUUAUCCUGCAAACAGCCCGCCGAGAAUCUGUCAGUCUUGUCCAGCAUACGGGGACCGUGGGCAUUUGUUUACUACCAGCAAGCUGGUGACUACCUCUGGUUUGGCAGAGAUUUCUUUGGCAGACGGAGUUUGCUGUGGAAAUUCGAUGUGGAGUUCAACAUCUUGACCCUGACCUCUGUGGCAGCUCACACACAUGGACCAGGUCGGUCUGCUUGGCAAGAAGUUCCAGCGGCUGGUGUGUACAGGGUCGAUCUGGCAGCAGUUUCAGAUACUGGACGUGUGGUCUUUGAGGUUUAUCCUUGGGCUCAGGGAGGAAGUGAGCAUGUGUCAGUCUGUAGUGAAACUGCACGGGAGUUUGGUGUCCCCAUUGGCUGCACUGCUGUCAUGAACCAAUCAGGGCUUGUCCUCACCUCACCCGUGUGCCCACUUAAUAUGUCCAUCCCACCAUCAUUGAAUGAGACCCAACAUCUAUCUGUGGAGGAUCCAGAGCAGCUGUUGGCUUGCAGAGAGAAAAACAAGGCGGCGGCGAGACUUAUUGAUGUUCUUAGUGAGGCAGUAAGGAGACGUGUCCAGUCUCUACCUUUACACCUCAAGGUCAGCGUGACUCCCAACAGGCAAGCUGCUGUCGCCAUUCUUUUCUCAGGUGGGAUCGACUCCAUGAUUUUGGCUGCCUUAGUGGACCGUCACGUACCUGCUCAUCAGCCAAUAGACCUUCUCAAUGUUGCAUUUAAACUGCCGGAAUCAACGAUGCAGAAAGAGUACACAAAGAUAAACAAAAAGCAAAAAAACAAGCAGACGGGUUCAGCUGAUGGAGCCUUUUCCCAAACACGUGGCCGCUUUGACGUUCCUGACAGAAUUACUGGAAAGGCGGGACUUAAGGAAUUACAAGGCUUGAAUCCGGAGAGAAAAUGGAAUUUUGUAGAAAUCAAUGUAACACAGAAGGAGCUGCAGAAAACACGCCAGGAGCAUAUUUGCCAUCUGGUGCAUCCGCUGGAUACGGUGCUUGAUGACAGCAUCGGAUGUGCCGUUUGGUUCGCAGCACGGGGGAGGGGCUUCAUCACGGAGGAUGAUGAUAACCAAAGGUGCUUCACAUCAUCAGCAAACGUUAUUUUGACAGGAAUUGGAGCGGAUGAGCAGCUAGCGGGUUACUCCAGACACAGAGUCCGCUAUAAGGUGUCUGGACAUGAGGGCUUGAUCCAAGAACUUGCCAUGGAGCUGGGCAGGAUCUCUUCCAGGAAUCUGGGCAGAGAUGACAGAGUGAUAGGGGACCAUGGGAAAGAAGCUCGAUUUCCCUACUUGGAUGAGGACGUGGUGAGCUUCUUGAACUCUCUGCCGGUGUGGGAGAAGGCAGAUCUGUCACUUCCACGAGGCAUUGGGGAGAAACUCCUCCUGAGACUGACGGCAAAGCAGCUGGGCCUCGGACACUCUGCCGUCCUGCCAAAGAGAGCCAUGCAGUUUGGCUCCCGCAUUGCCAAGAUGGAGAACAGCCACGAAAAGGCCUCGGACAAAUGCACACGGCUUCAGACUGACAGAGCAGACUUGAGCGAGGACACGUGAAGCCGUUUUUGUUCUGAGGACUGGAUCAAAAAUAUUUACACCAUGUUUUAAAAAAACUGUAAUAAUACAAAAUUUCACUGACAUCAUUGCUUCUUGUUUGGUCGCUCACAAUGUUGAUGUUGGAGAACUCUGCUGCCCACUCUUCAAACGCAGCCCGGUAAAGAUCGUUCGUCUGGAAA